AUGGCCUUCCUCUGGCUGCUCUCCUGCUGGGCCCUCUUGGGCACCACCUACGGCUGCGGGGUUCCCGCCAUCCAACCCGUGCUGACCGGCCUGUCCAGGAUCGUUAAUGGUGAGAACGCCGUCCCCGGAUCCUGGCCCUGGCAGGUGUCCCUGCAGGACAAGACCGGCUUCCACUUCUGCGGGGGCUCCCUCAUCAACGAGAACUGGGUGGUCACCGCCGCCCACUGUGGGGUCAGUACCUCCCACUUGGUCGUGGCCGGGGAGUUUGACCGGGGCUCCAGCCAGGAGAAGGUUCAGGUGCUGAAGAUCGCCAAGGUGUUCAAGAACCCCAAGUACAACGCAGACACCAUCAACAACGACAUCACCCUGCUGAAGCUGGCCUCAUCCGCCCGCUUCUCGACGACCGUGUCGGCCGUGUGCCUGCCCAGCGCCAGCGACAACUUCCCGGCGGGGACACUGUGCGCCACCACGGGCUGGGGCCUGACCAAGCACACCAACGCCAACACGCCCAACAAGCUGCAGCAGGCGACCCUGCCGCUCUUGUCCAACACCCAGUGCAGGAAGUACUGGGGCACCCAGAUCACCGACCUGAUGGUCUGCGCCGGUGCCAGCGGUGUCUCCUCCUGCAUGGGUGACUCUGGUGGCCCACUGGUCUGCCAGAAGAAUGGAGCCUGGACCCUGGUGGGCAUCGUGUCCUGGGGCAGUGACACCUGCUCCACCUCCAGCCCCGGCGUGUACGCCCGCGUCACCAAGCUCGUCUCCUGGGUGCAGGGGAUCCUGGCGGCCAACUGA
Lepus europaeus (European hare) is the source of this 792-nucleotide messenger RNA. Its product is annotated as chymotrypsinogen 2. The record is from RefSeq and is a predicted model, not a curated record. Gene Ontology annotation, biological process: proteolysis. The transcript is spliced from 7 exons. NCBI's taxonomy places the organism in Eukaryota, Metazoa, Chordata, Mammalia, Lagomorpha, Leporidae. Gene Ontology annotation, molecular function: serine-type endopeptidase activity. Bases 1 to 792 code for a protein of 263 amino acids.